CCAAGAUUCCUUUGUGAUUAUUUAUUUUUUUGGAUGUACUGCUACGCCAGUAUUUAUUCACAAAAAUGUAAUUUCUAUAAAAAUGGAUAACCUGAUAGAGGGCUCUACUUGUUUCGUUGUGAGUGAAGAUGGCCUUAGUGAUCUAGAUGGAAGCGGUACUCUGCUCUUCCAGCCUGGACAAUCUGUUCAACUUGAGGAUGGAACUACUGCAUAUAUAACCGCCUCUGGCCUUGAUGAUGAAUCUCUUCAUCAAAUUGAAAUGGAAAAUGGUGAAACAGCCUUCAUCGCCCUUAGUCACACUGAUGCUGAUCCUCUUACUCUUGACCAAAGUUGUUACACUGAAAUAGAUCAAGAAGAAGAGGAAGAAGAAUCUGCUCCAUCAAAGAAAAAAAUUGUUUUGGACAAGAAAGAAAUAAUUUCAAUUUCAGACAACUCUGAACUGGCGUAUUCUCUUGGACUAGAGGAUGAGCAAGGCACAUUUUCUAUUCUCCAGUACAGUGCUGAAGAGUCUAAUGAUGGCCAAGAACAUGGUUCUGUGAAGCACAUUCUCCUAGAAGAAGAUGACCUUAGCCAAAGUAGCACUAUAAAUGGAAAGGCAGUGUCCAAGGGAAGUAUUCUAAUAAACCCUGAUGAUCCCAUGGCUUCUGGAGACAGCUUAAAUGAUGAGAGCUGCAAUGAUGAAAAUGAAAGUGUAUUCUUUCACCAAGACUCAGAAGAUGAUGAUGAAGAUGAAAUUGACGAUGAUGAGGAGGAGGAUUACUCUGCUAUCAGAUUAAAGGCAACAAAUAUAUCUCGAAGAAAAUUUGUUAAACCUGGGAAAGCCAAGUCUUACUCUUGCAAUGUUGAAGGAUGUUCAAAAACUUAUACCGCCCUUCACCAUUUGAAAGUACAUGCAAGGACUCACACUGGUGAUCGUCCAUUCCUCUGCACUGAGCCUUCAUGUGACAAACGGUUUGGAACUAAUUAUGCCUUGAAGGCUCAUAUCAGGACGCACACCGGUGAAAAACCUUACCUUUGUCCUGAAGACAAUUGUGGCAAGGGUUUCAAAACAUCUGGAGAUUUACAGAAGCACAUCAGAACUCACACUGGAGAACGCCCUUUUAAAUGUAAUGUGCCAGGAUGUGAUAGAUCAUUCACUACUUCUAACAUCCGCAAGGUCCAUGUUAGGACACAUACAGGAGAGCGUCCAUAUGAAUGUACAGAACCUGGUUGUGGGCGGGCGUUUGCAUCAGCCACUAAUUUCAAGAACCACAUGAGAAUUCACUCCGGAGAAAAACCUUACAUGUGUAAUGUGAAGAUGUGUGGACGAAGAUUUACUGAGUACUCAUCGCUAUAUAAACACCAAACUGUUCACACUCAACAAAAGCCCUAUGAAUGUAGAGAAUGUGGGCGUAAUUAUCGACAAUCUUCAACUCUCACAAUGCACCGUCGCACUGCUCAUGGUAUCAUCCAGGCAACAGAUGGGUCUGAAAUUGUUUUAAAAUUCCCAGCACCAGAGAGUUAUAUGUUUUUGGAGCUAGGAGAAAAUGAUACUCUCGUCUCAUUCAAUUCCAAUCAAGUUCUGGAAUCCAUUGAAACUUCAACCCCAUCUCCUGCCCUACCUGUUAGGACAGACAAUGAUAGUGAAGAUGAAGAUAUUGUCAUAACGCCAACAAUUUCUAUGGAUGAUGAUGAUAGUAGUCUCAAACAAAUUUUUGUUGUAACAGAGGAAGGUGACAUCACUGCCUAUGAUGAGAAUUUUGAUCCCCUUGAGAGUUCGGUGGUGUGAUUGGAGCUCAAGGAAGAUCAUCUCUAGCUCUUCAGAUCAUGGAAUAGAAUCUGUUGUCAAAGGAACAGUAUAUGUUUUUGUUCUACUCUGUUGUUAUGCACAAAACUUAUCUAAACCCAUACUCUACUGAAUUAAAUUUUGUUGCCAAAUGUACUUUGACCAGGUUUGAAUAGAUCCUCAAUGCCAAACAAUGCAUAAUUUCGCUUUUUGUGCCCUUGUUAUUUGUCUCAUUUAUAAAAUGCUACGAUUUUCUUCAAUUUGCUUGUGUCAUGUUAUUACUUCUUGAAUUUGUUGUAUUGUAACCUUUCGACAUUCUCUUGAUGGGGCUUACCGUGCAUGUGAAAGGGUGUGCUCAAGGCAAAAGAAGUAACUAUGACAACUGUGAUAGAAAAUCCUUUCUUCUCUUUUUCCAGUUUGAAAUGUGUGUACAUAGUGAUUUCGAAUGAUCUCAUUGUAACCUAGCUAGCAAUUGUUAACAAAUGUGAUAUUUUCCUUACCUACUGAGUCAUCUUAUCUCCAUUUAAUGUUUGUACUAAGGCUUAUUCAAUCGUGUUUUUAACAUUUACCUAGAGUUAAGAUUUGUCAUUAUGUGAUGUGGUUCUCUACAAUGAGUCUGUGUGUGAGCUUACAAGAAUUUGUGUUGGUUUGAAGGAUUUCUGCCAAUGUAAUUCUGUUAUUUGGGUAUGUGCCUUUUUGUUUGUUGUGAAGAUUUUUGUUUGUUUGCUUGAUUUUUGUUGUAAUUUAGAAAGAGACUCGUAAUUAUUUUGUUUCUAAGCAUACUAUAGAAAUGUAUUUUCUUUCUCAUUGCAUUUUAAAAAUAUAUUACCAAUGAAAACAAUAUUUGCCAAGUAAAUAUUUGUAAAACACAGUUUUUUAAAGGUUAUCACCACUGCAUCAGUGGCAAGUUUGACUCCACAUUGAAUUUUGGGCUGUUUUAUUGCCUGACUGUGAAAAACAUGACUCUUUUCCAGUCUUUUGAUAUGUCCUUUUUUCAACUGUGGGGAUGCAUAAGCCUCUCUGCUAGUUGACUAGUCUGUGCAAUAUUGUUCCAAUGGUCUUCAAGGGGUAUAUUUUACCCUACUUCUGUAACUAGUAACAUGUGUAAUUGUGUGAACUAUUUUCAGUACCUGUAACUGCAAUCGCUGAGGUAUCCAUUUAAAUUACCACUGUUUUCCCCAUUUUUUCCCGUUUUUUUUAAAAAUAAAAUGUUGUUUUGUUAUUGAUGCAUUAUUAAAGACGUGAACUGCGAACUUUU
Messenger RNA from Thrips palmi, 3023 nucleotides. RefSeq names its product zinc finger protein 143-like. Gene Ontology annotation, biological process: regulation of transcription by RNA polymerase II. Gene Ontology annotation, cellular component: PcG protein complex; transcription regulator complex. NCBI's taxonomy places the organism in Eukaryota, Metazoa, Arthropoda, Insecta, Thysanoptera, Thripidae. The record is from RefSeq and is a predicted model, not a curated record. The transcript is spliced from 11 exons. Gene Ontology annotation, molecular function: RNA polymerase II cis-regulatory region sequence-specific DNA binding; DNA-binding transcription factor activity, RNA polymerase II-specific. Bases 83 to 1768 code for a protein of 561 amino acids.